AUGUGGGAAUUGGCGGAGGAAAUGAAAAUGCUAGAAGGGUGCUUCACUUCGGACACAAUGACGAAAAUCAUGAGGCGUCUUGUAAAGGGCGGAAAGUACGAGGACGCGAUCGAGGCAUUCGAAAGUAUGGAAUUAUUCGGAAUUGAAAAGGAUAUAAUUGCCUUAAAUAUAUUAAUCUACAAGUUAGUAGAACAAGGCAGUGUUGAGCACGCCGAGGGAGUUUAUUUCAAAUUUAAAGAUAAUAUUCCUCCGACUAAACAUACCUACAAUAUGCUGGUCCGCGGUUGGUGCAGAAUCGGGCAAAUCGAGACGGCUAGAAAAACCGUGGACGAGAUGCGGGCCCACGGCUUCCGCCCUGACACUGUUACCUACACUAGCUUCAUCGCGAGCUACUGUCGCGAAAAGGAUUUUCGUAAAGUUGAUUCCACUUUAGUGGAAAUGGAGAGAGAUGGUAUUAAUCCCAAUGUGGCGACCUAUACCAUCAUGAUGAAGGCCUAUGGAAAAGCAAAGGAAAUAAAUAAAGCCAUGGAGAUUUAUGAAUUGAUGAAGACUAACAAUUGCCCGCACAAUGCCCCGUUCUACACCGCCUUCAUUAGUGCUCUGAGUCGAGCAGGCAGGGUUGAAGAUGCUGACGAGGUUUUUGAUGACAUGUCCAAGCAAGGGGUGGUUCCCGAUGUGUGGACUUACAAUAUGCUUAUUAUCAUUGCCUCUAAUGGGUCUCAAGAGGAGAAGGCACUUAAUUUGCUUAAGCAAAUGGAGGAAAAUAAAUGCAGGCCAAAUAUCUAUACGUACUCGCCCUUAUUGAAAAUGUGCUGCAGGUUGGGGAGAAUGAAGGUGCUCUCGUUUUUGUUGGGUCACAUGUUCAAAAACGACGUGAGCCUUGAUCAGGGGACUUAUUCGCUUUUGGUCAGACGGCUGUGUGGGAGUGGGAAUGUGGGUAAGGCGUGCUCAUUUUUUGUGGAGAUGGUGGAUAAGGGUUUUGUACCGAAGCAUUUUGCGUAUAAGAUUUUGGUGAAAUUUCUCGAUAAGAAGGGUUUGAACGAGGAGAAGGAACGGGUCGAAAAAGUGAUGAACCGGGCUUAA
Striga hermonthica is the source of this 1083-nucleotide messenger RNA. The record is from the annotation of a GenBank genome assembly. NCBI's taxonomy places the organism in Eukaryota, Viridiplantae, Streptophyta, Magnoliopsida, Lamiales, Orobanchaceae.